AUGGGCCAUGCAGGGUGGUUCAGCGUGGAUCAUGAGCGCUAUAGGGCAGCAACGUGCCGAACACUCUUUUAUGACUUCCCACUCAUCGGCCCCCCAGGGUUGAGCCAAGCGGACUUGAAGGCACUGGAGGCCAUCAUCGUGCAGCAAGAGCUGCGCUACGUGGUGGAGGGCAUCACCCUGCCGUACGCGCAGUGCUACUCGCUGCAGCAGCUGCACAACGCCACCGACGGCUUCGACGACCAGCUGCUGCUGGGGCAGGGUGGAUUCGGCAAGGUGUACAGAGGGGUGCUGAACGGUGAGGCGGUGGCGAUAAAGAAGGCGACCAAGAAGCAUCAGCAUGACGGAAAGGCCUUCACGAACGAGAUCGAGCUUCUCACCAAAGCGUCACACCGCAACCUCGUGCAGCUCAGAGGGUUCUGCGUCGAGAAUGAUGAGCAGCUGCUGGUGUUUGAAUUCAUGGAGGGCGGUGCUCUGAAUGAAUGGAUCGCGGCAACUCCUUCCCACCCCCAUCUCCUUCCUCCUUCCCCCCCCCAUCUCCUUCCUCCUUCCCACCCCAUCUCCUUCCUCCUUUCCACCCCCAUCUCCUUCCUCCUUCCCAACCCAUUUCCUCCCUUGCCACACAUCUCCUUCCGCGUUGAUCCUGAGGCGCAGUCUGACGUGGAGAACGUUGCGAGUGCACUGCGCUACCUGCACAGCGAACUUCUGAAUGGAGAAAGUGUUGUGCACGGGGACAUCAAGCCGGACAACAUCCUGCUGACGGCAGGGCAGCCCAUGGAGGCGAAGGGCUACCUCGACCCGGACUUCAUGCACUCAAACAAGCUGACAGAGUAUAGCGACGUGUACAGCUUCGGCGUGGUGCUGCUGCAGCUCGCCACGGGGCAGCCUCCACUCGUCCCGAGUGACCAUGGGAAAGUGCUGCUCAGGCAGGGAGUGGGGAAGGUGAGCGCGCGGGAGAUGGUGGCGGGGCGGGAGGAGGCGUUCGACACGUUCCUGCGCCUGGUGCUGUGGUGCACAGAGGGGCGCCCCAAUGACCGCCCCACCAUGGUGGACGUGGAGUCUGCACUGCGCAACAUCCAACAAGCUGCUGCUGCUGCUGGUGGGCUUCAGGCGGUGCAGCAGCAGCAGGGUGUGGCACGAGGGGCGAAUGGGUUGGCUCCCCAAUGUGGCCCUGGGCUUGUCGCUGGAACCCCCUUCCAUCCAGUGCCGCCCAGGAGGGUGCAGAGGUGGGAAACGGGUACGGUGGUAGCUCGCCUGCUGCAGCUGGUGGAUUUAUGGAGGAAGAAACUGAGACAAUGA
Messenger RNA from Closterium sp. NIES-65, 1296 nucleotides. NCBI's taxonomy places the organism in Eukaryota, Viridiplantae, Streptophyta, Zygnematophyceae, Desmidiales, Closteriaceae. The record is from the annotation of a GenBank genome assembly.